UCUUUUGGUCAAUUCAUUCGUCCAAUUCUACAAUCAAUAAACUCAAUCCAAUCAAUCCAUUUCAUUCGGGAAAAAAAAUGGCCCCCCUCGCCAAAUCCAUCGCCCUGGCUGGUGCCCUCUGCGCCGCUCUGUCCUCCGCUGCCCCCGUCAAGCGUGAGAACAUCGUCGUCUGGGAGACUUCCACCACCGUCGAGUGGACUACCGUGGAUAUCACCACCACCGUCUACCCCCCCGCGGCCCCCACCGUCCACACCUCCGUUGUCAACCUGACUCCGGCCGUGCCGACCCCUCAGCCUGAGCCCACCGAGGAGCCUGAGGACCCGCCUAAGACCACCCAGGCCCCUCCGCCCCCUCCCAAGCCCACCACCACUACCACCACUGCGCCUCCUCCGCCUCCCAAGACCACCGAGGCCCCUCCGCCUCCCAAGACUACCGAGGCUCCUCCUCCCCCUCAAACUACUACUCAGGCCCCUCCCCCGCCCCCGCCUACCUCCGGCGGUGGCUACACCGGCUCCUGCUCCAAGGACACCCCGUGCAAGGGCCAGGUCACCUACUAUGACACCGCCACUGACCCCUCUGCCCCCAGCAGCUGUGGCUGGACCAACGACGGUGAGAACGAGGCUGUGCUGGCCCUUCCCGUUGGCCUCAUGAAGGACUCCGACUGCGGCCGCAUGGUCACCGUCAAGUACGGCGGCGUCACCAAGCAGGGCAAGGUCGUCGACAAGUGCAUGGGAUGCGACAGCUCCUCCAUCGAUAUCUCCAGGCACUUCUUCGGCGAAAUCGCCAAAAUGCUCGAGGGCCGUCUGCACGAUGUGGAGUGGUUCAUGGAAUAAGCGUUGAUCGCACGCUAGCAUCGCUUAUUCUCUCUCUCUCUCUCUCUCUUCAUUCUUCCUUUCGCUGUUGAUUCUCUUCUGCCCUUCUUUACCAUACCAUAUUUUCUCUUCUUUCCUACCUGGUUUCCAUCCGACCUUCGUUUUCCCCCAUCUUUGAUACCACCGGGAACCGGGUUAGGCAGCAAUCAGCAAUUUUUACCAUUCAUGUGAAUAGACAUUUUCGGGUUCAUUUUAAAAGCCAUUUUAUCACCCCUUGAGG
Messenger RNA from Aspergillus candidus, 1092 nucleotides. Its product is annotated as RlpA-like double-psi beta-barrel domain-containing protein. Lineage: Eukaryota; Fungi; Ascomycota; Eurotiomycetes; Eurotiales; Aspergillaceae. The transcript is spliced from 2 exons. The record is from RefSeq and is a predicted model, not a curated record. The coding region runs from base 78 to 833 and encodes 251 amino acids.